GAGGUGAGAGCAGAAUCAUCCUUCUUCUCCCAUCAGCCUCCUCCUCUUCCCAUUCCUCCAACCCACCGCCACGCUACUCCAUCCCGCCAACACACUGUCUCAGCCAUGUAUGGUUCUGCUGUCUACCUCCACUGUCCAGAGUCUACUGGAUCCAAAAGAGGAACCACAUGGCAACUACCCUCUAAGACCAUCCUGGAACAUCGAUACAGUCCAGAGAGACCAAUUAAAGUUUUCCGUAACGGGACUCUGAGGAUUCUUCAGCUAACAGAGCUGGAUGGUGGAAGUUAUCUUUGUGUCUUUCAGCGGCCUAAUGGAGAGGACAUGGAGCUCUUCCAGGUGGAGGUGCUGAUGACCCCUCCCAGAAUCGAACAUGUGAGGGCUGCACAAACCAGGAUUACCUUUGGAGAAAAUUUCCAGGUGGACUGUGUUGCAACUGGCCUCCCUGAUCCAGAAGUUUCCUGGAGUCUCCCAGAUGGAACUUUGAUCAACAAUGCCCUUCAAUCAGAUGACAGUGGCCUUCGCAACCGUCGUUAUGUCAUCUUUGGCAAUGGAACUUUACUCCUUCAGCAGAUGGGCAAAAAGGAUGAAGGAGACUACACUUGCUACGCCAAGAACAAACUGGGCAAAGAUGAAAGAAAAGUGAGCGUCAAAGUGGGACCAAAUGCUCCAAAAAUUAGAUUAAAAACACAGACCCUUGUGAUAGUAAAACUGGGAGAAUCAGCUAAAUUGAGCUGUCAGGCAACAGGUGAACCUAUACCAAGGAUUAUAUGGAUCUCACCAAGAAAGGAUGUGAUAGCAGUGUCAUCGGACAAAUUCCAGAUUAUGGAGGAUGGAAUAUUAGUUGUGAAGAAAGUGACACUGACUGAUGAAGGGAAAUAUGCCUGUGUGGCACGAAAUUCUGCUGGUGAUGAUAUCAAAAACGUGAAAAUUGAAGUAGAACCCCAGGAACCCUUUAUCAACGGCAUGAAGGGAAAAAGUGCUACAAAGGUUCUGGGUGUUUCCUACCAAACAGCACUUCUGCAUUGCAGAGUGGAAGGAAAACCCGAACCAAGAGUCUGGUGGGUUACUCCUUAUGGCCACUCGCUCACAACAUCCUACCUCGGAGGUCGCUUCCAAGUCCACCAAAAUGGGAGCUUGGAGCUGAGGGGGGUAAGGAAAACAGAUGAAGGGAGGUACAUGUGUCUUGCUAAAAACCAUCUGGGUGAAGCCUCCCAUUUGGUUGAAUUAGAGGUGGCGUCAUUAGCUGAGAAACCUAGCUUUGCUGUUCCCAAUAUUGAAAUCUUACCAAUAAAGCAAGAUGGUGGGGAACUGGUCCUUGAAUGUCCAGCUCGUGGCAAACCAAACCCAGAGUUUUCAUGGGUGCUACCCAAUGGGACAAUGUUAACACCUGGUGUGAGACUUCAACGCUUCACCCAUCAUCGAAGUAAUGGAACUCUGCAGAUCUCUCAGCCUGUUGCAACUGAUAAGGGAGUGUAUCGCUGCCUUGCAAAAAAUGUGGCAGGACAAGCAGAGAAACGUUAUGCCCUGGAGGCAGGCAGAAAACCAAUCAUCAGAGGCUCUACAGGUAUGUUUUUGCAUCUCAUAUUAAUAAAGCAGAAGUCUUCUUAGUUUGGUCAAUCAGGUCUGAAUCAGUGGAUGAGUUAGUAGACUUUUGCAUUUCCUCUUGGUUUGGUUGUAAUUUCACGGAAGAUACAGAAAACCACACUGGCGGAAACAUUCUCCCAUAACAGUGACUAACAUCAUUUACAAGUUGUAAUUAUUUUUCAAUCUUACAUACCAAUUUUUUUUAAAGGAUAUUUAUCACUUCAGAUACUGUUCCUGUGAGGUUAAAAGUUA
Acanthochromis polyacanthus (spiny chromis) is the source of this 1836-nucleotide messenger RNA. RefSeq names its product matrix-remodeling-associated protein 5-like. Lineage: Eukaryota; Metazoa; Chordata; Actinopteri; Pomacentridae. Bases 106 to 1608 code for a protein of 500 amino acids. The transcript has 4 exons. The record is from RefSeq and is a predicted model, not a curated record.